Messenger RNA from Prionailurus viverrinus (fishing cat), 3200 nucleotides. RefSeq names its product SLAM family member 8 (gene SLAMF8). The coding region runs from base 34 to 927 and encodes 297 amino acids. The transcript is spliced from 5 exons. NCBI's taxonomy places the organism in Eukaryota, Metazoa, Chordata, Mammalia, Carnivora, Felidae. The record is from RefSeq and is a predicted model, not a curated record. Gene Ontology annotation, molecular function: signaling receptor activity. Gene Ontology annotation, biological process: regulation of B cell differentiation; leukocyte chemotaxis involved in inflammatory response.
CACAGCUCCCUCUGGGUAUCCACUUGACCCAGGAUGUUCUGGAUUGGGGUUGUGGAAAGAGCUUGCUGGCCUCUCUGGAGAAGGAUGGCCACGUGGUCCUUGUGGAGUCUGCUUCUCUGGGAAGCCCUCCUUCCCGCCGCCGUCCAUGGUGCCCAAGUGCACGGCCAGAUCGGGGGCUCCGUGCUGCUGGCGGCAGAGUGCCCCCCUGGCUUCCAAGUCCGAGAGGCCAUCUGGAGAUCGCUCUGGCCUUCGGAGGAGCUCGUGGCCACGUUUUUCCGGGGCGCCCCGGAGACCCUCUACCACUCCCGCUUCCUGGGCCGAGCCCAGCUGCACAAGAACCUGAGCCUGGCGCUCCAGCCGCUGGAGUCGGGAGACAGCGGCAACUUCUCUGUGCUGCUGGUGGACACGGGAGGUCGGGCCCGGACCCAGAUCCUGCAGCUCAAGGUGCACGAUGCAGUGCCCAGGCCCGUGGUGCAAGUGUUCAUCGCUGUGUCAGGGGACGCUCAGCCCCCCAAGACCUGCCAGGUGCUCCUGUCCUGUUGGGCCCCCAACAUCAGUGACAUAACCUAUAGCUGGCGACGGGAGGGGACCACUGACUUUGGUAUUGAGCCAAGCAGCCUCUUCACGGAUGGACAGGUGCUGAAGGUUUCGCUGGGACCAGGAGACAAGAGUGUGGCCUAUUCCUGCACUGUCUCCAACCCUGUCAGCCGGGACGUGGCCACCGUCACCCCUUGGGAGAGCUGCCAUCACGAGGCAGCCCCAGGAAAGACCUCCUACAAAGACAUGGUGCUGGUGGUGGUGCCCGUGGCCCUGCUCCUGACCCUGGCUGGUCUCCUCUCUGUCUGGCACCCCUGCUACCCAGGGAAAAAGCGGAAGGACAUCUGUACCGACAGAGUGGCUCCAGAGACGGAGAAUCCCCUUGUGUAGGGUCUGCAAAGAGGGAGGAUAUAAACUGUUGCCUGGACCGUCAGGAAGUACACGAUGCUCUGGGCCAUAGCUGGUGUCUGGAAACGACCAUGGUCCUCAUGCCUCUGGUGACACUCCUGUCCCACCUCCUGGAGCAGCCCGGGAAGCUCUUGCACUGGGAGCCACCACACGGAAAACACUGGCACAACCUUCCACGUCCCCUCCUUCUCCGCCCGCCCCCCCACCCUCCGCUCCUUGCGUGUCCUGGCUCUGCUCGGGGCAAGAUCCCAGAGCACCCCCUCCUUCACCUUUGUCUAUCUCUAUCUGGAUCUCAUGAUAAGGCCUUGGUCAUCAGGGGACAUCGGGGUCUCAAACUACAGGGGUGGGGCUGGGGCCAGAGCUGGAAAUGGGCGAUUCAGAGUUUCUCUGUUAGUUCAAAUGUCUAAUAUCUUUCAGGAUCCGGGACCCAGACUGGAUGCAAUUCUUUGGUGCCGAUUAAUACUUGCAUCGGUCUGCUAGGGCCGCCGUAACAAGAUAUCACAGAAUCGGCGGGGGCUUAAAGAACGGAAAUUCACUUUCUCGCAGCCUUGGAGGCUAAAAGCAGAAGACCGAGGUGUAGGGAGCUUUGGUUUCUUGUGAGGCCUCUCUCCUUGGCUUGCAGAUGCCUUCCUUCUCUAGGUGUCCUUCCGUGGCCUCUUCUCUACGUGUGCACGUAUCCCUGGUGUCUCUCCCUCUUUUAUAAGGACACCAGUCAUAAUGGACUAGGGCCCAUCCCGGUGACCUCAUUUAACUUUAAUUAUCUCUUUGAAGUCCUAUUUGCAAGUACAGUCGUAUUGUGAGAUCUUAGGGGUUCUCACUUGGAUGAAUGGAUUUUGAAGAGACAAAUCCAGCCCACAACAAUAGUUCAUCAGCAGUGGGGGAAGGGGGUGUGAAUGCCUGAACAGUCAAUGUCCCUGUGGAUCCUGGAGAACAUCCAGUGUCUUAGAGGGGAUGUUCUGUGAUCCCAGUGAGGAAACGGGGCAAGUUUUGAAUAUUUUCCCAGGGAAACUUCAGUCACUCACUAGGUCAGUCCUGUGCCAGGAUCUCCCCUGUUUCUCCCAGUUGCUGGAAAGUCACUUUACCUUCAACGAAUGGUCAGCACAGCUGGCCUCUAGCGUCACAUCCCCACUCCUCCACUCAACUUGUUCUGGAAUUUCCCUGCCUGCCGGCUCUGCUCAGUGGUCCCCAGCGGGUCACCGGGGCUACACCUGUCUUCUUGCCUUUCCUGCACCCACUUGUCCCCACCCAACCUUCCCCCUGUCCCCCUAAACAGUGCCCAUGGCCUCCCAACCUGGAAACGGGUCUUGCCCCCACCUGCCACCCAGAGGCAUUCCCUGUGGUCACUGAUUUCUCACGCAAAACUGGCCUCCAUCCCUAAAAAUGAUGUGAAAGAGACAGCCCAGGAACUAGCAAGGAGCCAUGGUGGCUGUGUGGAGGAAACACACACACACACACACACACACACACACACCCUGUAUCCCCCCCACUUUCUUCCCUCCAUCUCCCAGGCCCCACCUCAGAUCAGGCAAAUUCUGGAUGGGGGGUGGGACCCACAUUUCUCCCCUCAUGAGUUAACUCUUAGUGACCUCAUUUAGCCGUGGUUCUGUGAUGCGGUGCACCGGGGCCUUUUUAAAUAGGCCCACGCCGCUCAAAUAGACGGAUGCUCCCGUUCCCCACGAUACACUUGUCAGCUGGUGGACUAAUCAGCCCUCCACCGAAAAACUCAAAGAACUUCCGAGAGAACCACGUGCUAACAAGCACCGGGACCGAUGGUUUAAAGGUCACACAGGACAAACAUCGAUUGAAGGUUCGGCACGUGCUGGGUACGGUCUGAGGCAAAUCAGAAGCGGACAAAGCCCUUCCUUCAUGGAGUUUAUAUUCUAGAAAUACAAACAAGCAAGGAGGUAUGUGUCAGAGGUCGAUGGGCUCUAAUAAGAUAAAGCAGCAGGGCACCUGGGUGGCUCAGUCGGUUAGGCAUCUGGAGCUUGAUUUCAUGGUUCCAGUUAUGAUCUGGCGGUUCAUGGGUUCAAACCCCGAGUCAGGCUCCGCGCUGCUGGCACAGGGAUUCUCUCUCUCUCUCCCUCUCUCUCUGCCACGCUCUUUCUCUCUCUCAAAAUAAAUAAACUUAAAAAAAAAAAAAGAAGAUAAAGCAGAGUAAAAGGCUAGAGAAGGGUGUGCUGGGGAAGCAGGGCCCAUCUCAGAUGGGCGAGUGGGGUGAACCGUGCGGUGGGUGGGCCAAGAGUAAUCCAGAGAGC